Molecule: messenger RNA, 5114 nt
Organism: Apus apus (common swift)
Lineage: Eukaryota; Metazoa; Chordata; Aves; Apodiformes; Apodidae
Product: KIAA1328 ortholog
Exons: 11
Coding region: 1-1845 (614 amino acids)
Source: RefSeq, a predicted model, not a curated record
AUGGCGGGGGUGGCGGCCGGGCCGGGCGGCGCUGUUUACUGGAGCCGGGACAUUUCUGAUGAAGAGCAGCCAAUGGUGUCUGUCUCAGGAGUGUCUACAAAAGGAAAUUUAAGAACAAGAUACUUGCCAAAAUAUCAAAAAAGUGAAACUGAGCUAAAAGUGCCUGUAUCUGCUUCUUCUGUUUCCAUGGAUUCUGUUAGACGGACAGGAGAUCUGGCAGAGCAGCAGGUCCCUAGUGAGGGAGGAAUGAAGACUGCUUCUUUAAAGGAUUUGUGUCCUGAGGACAAGAGACGCAUUGCAAACUUAAUUAAAGAACUUGCCAGGGUAAGUGAAGAAAAGGAGGUGACAGAAGAACGGCUGAAAGCUGAACAGGAGUCAUUUGAGAAGAAGAUCAGACAGCUAGAGGAACAGAAUGAACUUAUCAUCAAGGAAAGGGAAGCUCUGCAGCACCAGUACAGAGAAUGCCAGGAACUUCUGAGCCUUUAUCAGAAGUACCUAGCUGAGCAGCAGGAAAAACUUUCACUCUCCCUUUCUGAACUCAGUGCUGCCAAGGAAAAGGAGCAGAAGGUUUGCAGUAAGAAGAGCUUAUGCCAACAACUGUCUUUGGAGCUAGAUGGUUCCUGCUUGGGUACUGGGGGACCUCAAACUUUUUAUAAGAACAGUAGAGCAUCAAAGGCUGGAAGCCCAGCCCGUGUUGCAUUGUCUCAGCCUUGCAGGAAUAAUCAUCACCAUUAUGAGGCUGAAAUCCGUUACAAUCAUCAGGAGGGUCUGAAGGAGUAUGCAGUAGAAAAUUGCUUGCACAGAAAGCGUAACAAUGUGAUUUCCCCAGCCAAACUGAAGAGCCCUCACCAUGUAGAACUGGCUCAGGAGAUGGACCAGAAAGCAAAUGAAUUUCAGAGCACAUGGCCUCAGCAAGUGAGUCACGAAUGUGCCUGCAGGCAUGUAGGGAGUUCAGGGAGUGUGCAAGAGAGCCACCAUGUCAACCAGGUACUUAAAAGACACUCCGGGCCAGCGGACAAAACCUGUGAUUAUUCCAGGUGCUCUCAAAUUUCUGGGCUGAAUGACAGUGUGGACUCAAGGUCUAAAGAAACAGAGCAGGCUAAAAGGUUGUAUGAAGAAAGAAGGCAGAAGCUACUUCUGCAGAAAAUGGAGCUGGAAAUUGAAAAGGAACGACUCCAACAUUUGUUGGCUAAGCAAGAAGCAAAACUGCUCCUAAAACAACAGCAAAUACACCAAUCCCGUAUGGAUUAUAACAGAUUUAGAGGCCACGUACCUGGUUCAGAGUGUGUGCCCACUGAUGAAGCACCUGGAGAGCUUGCUCUGAUGAUGAACAGCAGCAGCAUGGGACUAAGUGUACCAGUGUUGAAAAGUGAAGACUAUUUUCUGAGGACACUUCCAGUGAGCAAAACCUCCAGAGCACCAGGGAGCAGUGGUGGGAGCAGUUCAGGGAAGAAAAUGGUUGGGUUUGGUGCAAACGUGGAAGAUGGACAAAGACUUCUGAUGCAAACCAAGAGGGAAGGCACAAAGUCAAGGAAAGGGACAAGUUCAGGACCUAGUAAGGAUGCAGCCACUUCUCCUGUGCUGAUAGGCAGCAGCAAAAAGCUUGCAACCGCAGCCCCAUCACCAGUCCAGCCUGACACUUCACGGUAUCAUGCCUGUCUUCUUGAUCUGGUUGAAGGUAUGAGUCUGAUAUCUGCCCCAGGAUCUUACGACAAGAACAACAUGCACUUGCCUCAUCGUGUAAGCCACAAGCCUUCAUCUUGGAACCAGACCCCUCGCAGCUCCAGAGACAGAGCAGAUGAACUAGAGGAGAGCCAGCUCCUUGAGGAGAUUUUCUUCAUUUAACGUGCCUCAUUGCUCUACAGCCCUUCUGUAGCAUUUUUAGGACCUUUUAUUGCUGAGUUGUGCCAUUUUUAAAUUAUUUGACUGACAACUGCUUGUCUUUCCUCUUCUAAAACAAAGCUAAUUAGCAUCCAGUUUCAUUUUGGGUUCAGUAAUCAUGGUGCAGGAACAUUGUUGGGGUAUACCAAUCAGAAAGCAUUAACGUUUUUUUCUAAAGCUUUCAUGUGCCAAGUAAUCAUUCCAAAAUAGAAUUUUUUUUAAUCUACAACAUUUUCUAAUAGAUUGAAGCCACAGUUUUGCCAGCCUCAUAACGGAAGUAUAUUUCAUUAUCGAUUUCUAGCUCUAAAGCAGUUUGCAAGAACUGCCUAACACUCAAGAACCAGCACGUUCAAAUUAGAUUACUUUCUAAUUAAACAAGUCUGUUUUAAAACCUGGCAUAUUAUAAAGGUACAAGCACUUUAGUACUUUUUUUCAGUGAUUUUAUUAUCUACUUUUUCCUUCAGCAUUCUGAUCUUUAACACACUGAGUUUUUAGGGGAUAUUUUAGGGGAUAAGCUCAACUAUCCAGUGUCUAAUAACAUUAACAGAUGAUGUUGCAGGUUUAUGUACUACGCAUCCGUUUGAAACACAUUCCUCUUUACGUGCUGGGUAACCUAAUCCUGAAAUACCAGAACGCAGUCUGACAUUGUAGUGUUCCAAAACCUAUUUGAUGUACUUUUCAAGAUGAAAUAUAUAGUAGUGGUAGUAUGAGAACAUUCUUAAGACAUUUUCACUAACUUGCACUAUUUUUGAUCCUGUAUCCAGGCUCCAUUGUAAAUAAGACAAAUCAGUAAUUAUUUCCACUAGCGGCUCGCAAUGCACAUUUCCCUGCCGGCUUUAAUUAUUCAUGCUGUAUCUAUUUCAGUUUAUUUAAAUGCAUUUCCAUCUACUGCAUGUACUUGGUUAUUUAAAGAAAAGUGCCGAAUUGGUAAAAAUGACUGCAGAUUACAGGAUUAAUGGUCAUUUUCUCCACAAUGCGGUGUUCAUAUUUUAUUGUAGCAGUAGCCACCGGCAUGUGUUCCUAAAAAUAUGAGGCAAAACCACUCAUUUUGCACAGUAAAAUUGCAGCGAGGGUAAGGUAGAAUUGAGCCAGUCCGGGCAAGUUCUAAGCCAUUUGCUCCAAAACACCACUUCGUGGGCCAGUUCAGCUUUUCUGACAAGUCUCUUUAGGCAACCCUGCUUAUCUUAGUGGCAGUGAGUUGCUGUACUGAUCCUUGAGGUAUCACUGCUACUUGCUGCCCUCGUGCUGGCUCCUGUGCAACAUUUUGGUACUCUGCAAGGAGCUCACAUGAGCCAGCGGUGAGGCCCAUGGUGCAUCUCUGAUGAGAGAAUCAGUGCAGGCUGUCUAGCACACGGCACUGGCAGUGCUGUCCUCUUACAGCAAUGAAAUACAAGGAGAGUGAAUGGGAAGAUAAGCCUCCAGUUACUCUGAGCUGUUUCAUGAAGGCCCAGUCUUAAUCACAGAUUAGAUAAUAGCCUUUUCUUGCAUCCCAGCUGGAUUUUAAAAGCUGCUUGAGGGAGUUUAAAAGAGGGCAGCAGCAUUACUGUACCAGAAAAUGACUACUGUGGAAAGGCCCUUCAUGGUCUAUCCUGCUGUCAGUGGAACAUUAUAGUUCCUUCCAGUAUGUCCAUCUGCUGUUCAAUGUCCCUCUUUUUCUAGUCCCUGAGCCUCCUAAGGCAUAGGUUUCUGGUUAAAGUCCCAAGGAUGUAGUUGGUGCCCUGACCCAAGUAUAGUAGGUGGAGAAUACGUUUUCUUGUUCUGCUGGCUGAGUAGUCUGCUUUGUUAAGAGGGCAAGAAAAGGGAGGAGAAGCAAGAGAAAAAUGUACAAGGAGCAGCAGGAAAACUGUGGAAAUCAGUGAGGAAAUUACUUCCACAGAGAUCUUAGGGGUUUUGCAUUAGUUUUUGGUGUUUUUUAGUUUUGUUGGUUGUUAGGUUUUUGUUGUUGUUUUUGUUCUAGUUUUGUUUGUUUGCUUGUUUUUUGUGGGCUUUCUUUUGUAGUUUUGGUUUUGUUUGUUUGUUCUUGUGUUUGGGUUUUUUUUGUGUUAAGAUUUGGCAUUUCUAAACAAACAGUUCUCUGAUUUCAGUCCAGUUGCUUCUCUUUUCCAGUUUGACUGAAACUUUAGUUGCCUUUUCUAAUAAGUGCUAACUGACCUUUUGCAGCAGCAAAAUAUACAUGUAUAACUCUUGAAAGGUGCCUUUGUGUACCCAGUUGAGAACAGUGCAUGGGAGCAUUCUGUUCUUUGGUUCUUUGUGCGUGCCAAUAUUUAACUGCUUUAGGAUUCCUUAUGAUCCUUUUUAGUUCAUUAACAAUUCUAUUUUACAGUGACUUUUUACUUGAAUCCACAUUUUGUUUGUAGCUGUUUUUAAAAGGGCAUUGUCAGGGUUGUGGGCUCUAUGCUCAUGGUGCUGUCCAUCAGCCAGAGCUAGAUGGGAGGCAUUCCUUUAUGAAACCAAGAAUUCUAGAAUUAAGGUGAUGAAAAUAUUUGAUGGGUGAAGACCUGCCUAUUUUAACUAUCUGUGAGAUGUGGGCAAAGAAACAGGAGCUAUUAAUUUGCUAGGCCCAGUGAAAAAUAGUAUUUUGUAAUACUGGCUCUUGCUGUAGUUACCAGCAGUGUAUUAGGAACAGUGUUUAGCAGUCAGUGCAAGCAAAGAUAUUUUGCCAUGAGGCACUACAACGCUGAAGUUAUUAAAACAUUUAUAGCCUUAGAAAAAAAAUCAAUGAUUGUCAGAUAGGAAAGGACAAAAUCAGUAGCUGGUACUGGGAGGGGAAUUGUUUUCCAUCUGCUAAAACAGUAAAGGAAAUGCAAAAAUUAAACUAGCAAAAGCAAUCACUUGACAGUGUCCUUUUAAGUUUAAGCUCCUGUAGUAGGAAGCUGCCACUGGGGAGUUAUUCCAGCCACAGAUUGUUUGUCCAGAGUGUUCCCAGUUAAUAUGCUUCAUCUACACAUCAGACUGUGUUUUACAUGAGGCUUUGUGAGCUACACAACUUCUGCUAAGACUCCUUCCUAUUCAUGCCUUCGUUUUGUGUUCUUCCUGAGUGGCUUGUGCACACACACGCGCCAAGUUUUUGUUUAGUCAUUGCUUUUGUGCACCUUGCAUGCUGUGGACCUGUAGCCAUCACACCCUUUCCAGUUCUAGCCUCUCCAGUCUCCCUGUGGAAUCCCAUCUUGAGCAUAUAUUUAUAUAUGUAUGUGAAAUCUUAAUCUAAUAAAUCAUCUGGGGGUUUCCUUUAA